Messenger RNA from Blumeria graminis f. sp. triticale, 1113 nucleotides. The record is from the annotation of a GenBank genome assembly. Lineage: Eukaryota; Fungi; Ascomycota; Leotiomycetes; Helotiales; Erysiphaceae.
AUGACUACUCACAAUGUAGUCGUUUUCGGGGGAGACCACUGUGGUCCUGAGGUGGUUGCUGAAGCUCUUAAGGUACUUAGAGUUAUUGAAACUAGACGCCCAAGUGCCGGAAAGUUCAAUUUUCAACUCCACUUACUCGGCGGCUGUUCCAUUGAUGCGACAGGUGAACCAUUAACAAGUGUUGCGCUUGAUGCAGCCAAGGCCGCCGAUGCUAUCCUUCUGGGUGCCAUUGGCGGACCCGAAUGGGGGACGGGAUCUAUUCGCCCAGAACAGGGCAUUCUCACAUUGCGCAAAGAGCUCGGCACCUACGCUAACUUAAGACCCUGCAACUUUAUCUCCCCUGCACUCGUCGAUAUCUCGCCUCUCCGUCCAGAAAUUUGUCGCGGCACGGAUCUCCACAUCGUUCGCGAGCUUACAGGCGGUAUCUACUUUGGCAAGAGGCAUGAAGACACUGGUGAUGGUAUCGCAUGGGAUACAGAAAUAUACACACGUCAGGAAAUAGAGCGAAUUACGAGGCUAGCAGCUCAUCUAGCACUUCAAGCAAGUCCCCCACUGCCCAUAUGUAGCUUGGACAAAGCCAACGUACUGGCCAGUAGUCGCUUAUGGAGAAAGGUUGUCAGCGAAGUUAUGGCCAAUGAGUUUCCUCAAAUCAAGCUCACCCAUCAAUUAGUUGACAGCGCCGCCAUGCUCAUUGUAAAAACCCCAACAGCUCUGAACGGUGUCAUCUUAACGAGUAACCUCUUUGGUGAUAUUAUUAGUGACGAAGCUAGUGUGAUUCCUGGUAGCAUUGGUCUAUUACCAUCUGCCAGCCUCAGCGGAUUGCCCGAUGGUACAGGCCGAUGUAAUGGAAUAUACGAACCUAUCCAUGGUUCUGCACCUGACAUUUCCUGUCAAGGGAUUGUCAACCCAAUUGGGACUAUACUAUCUGCUGCAAUGAUGCUACGGUACUCCCUCAAUCUCCCGAGUGAGGCUCUGGCCAUUGAGGAAGCUGUCCGUAGAACUAUUCAAAAUGGGUGCCGUACAAAGGACAUAGGCGGUUUAAAUACCACUAGCGAAGUUGGUGAUGCAGUCAGCUCCGAACUCAACAAGAUACUCGUAGAUCCUAAUGCGUGA